Messenger RNA from Clarias gariepinus (North African catfish), 3364 nucleotides. Its product is annotated as Fc receptor-like protein 3. The transcript is spliced from 17 exons. Bases 17 to 2683 code for a protein of 888 amino acids. The record is from RefSeq and is a predicted model, not a curated record. Gene Ontology annotation, biological process: cell surface receptor signaling pathway. Gene Ontology annotation, molecular function: transmembrane signaling receptor activity. Lineage: Eukaryota; Metazoa; Chordata; Actinopteri; Siluriformes; Clariidae.
CAGUCCUCUCCCUGUGAUGUUCUUGCUGAUUUCACUUAUACCAGUGGCCCAUGCUCAAGUAAAACCCAAACCGACUCUGAGAGUGAAUCCUCCGCACUCAGUCUACACUGGAGACACCGUCACUCUGACCUGUGAUCUGCAGCAGGGCACUGGAUGGAAGUUUAUCUGGUACAAAAUUGAACAACCUCCACGUCGUGAACAAGAAUUCACAAACACACUGACAGUAACAGUUGAUAAAGCAGGAGAAAUAGAGUACGAUUGUUGUGCAUACAAAGGAAACUACUACACAUACUACAGUGACCGUGUCAAGAUUACAGUGAAAGAGAGACCUAAAGCUGUGGUGUCCAUAAAGCCUGAUACACAUGUGUUUAUUGGGGAGAGAGUUACUGUCAGAUGUGACAUACAGGGAGGAGGAAGAGGCACUCAGUGGACAUACAGCUGGUAUAAAGAUAAACGCUACACAGGCAACAUGAAUCAGGAGUUCACAAUCUCAUCUGUUACUGACGGUGGUGUCUACACCUGCACAGGACAAAACAGUAACUCUCAGAACUCAGAGAUCAGUGACGCUGUUACACUGACUGUAUCAGAGAGACCUAAAGCUGUGGUGUCCAUAAAGCCUGAUACACAUGUGUUUAUUGGGGAGAGAGUUACUGUCAGAUGUGACAUACAGGGAGGAGGAGACACUCAGUGGACAUACAGCUGGAAUAGAUAUAAACGCUACAAAGGCAACAUGAAUCAGGAGUUCACAAUCUCAUCUGUUAGCGACUCUCACCGUGGUGACUACACCUGCACAGGACAGAACAGUAACUCUCAGAACUUAGUGAUCAGUGACGCUGUUACACUGACUGUAUCAGUAAAACCCAGACCGACUGUGAGAGUGAAUCCUCAGCACCCAGUCUACACUGGAGACACCGUCACUCUGACCUGUGAUCUGCAGCAGGGCACUGGAUGGAAGUUUAUCUGGUACAAAUAUAAUCAGCCUCUAAGUGGUGAACAAAAAUCCACAAACACACUGAAUGUAACGGUUGAUAAAGCAGGAGAAAUAGAGUACGAUUGUUGUGCACACAGAGGAGACUACUACACAGACUACAGUGAACCUGUCAAGAUUACAGUGAAAGAGAGACCUAAAGCUGUGGUGACUAUAAAGCCUGAUACACAUGUGUUUAUUGGGGAGAGAGUUACUGUCAGAUGUGACAUACAGGGAGGAGGAGACACUCAGUGGACAUACAGCUGGUAUAAAGAUAAACGCUACAGAGGCAACAUGAAUCAGGAGUUCACAAUCUCAUCUGUUAGAGACUCUGACGGUGGUGGCUACACCUGCACAGGACAGAACAGUAACUCUCAGAACUCAGAGACCAGUGACGCUGUUACACUGACUGUAUCAGAGAGACCUGCAGUACUGAGUGUAUCUCCACAGAGCUGGCUGACUGAAGGAGACUCAGUGACUCUAAACUGUGAGAUUACAAACUCCUCUACAAACUGGACAUUCAGCUGGUACAAUGUGGUUCCAUCCAGACAUGGCGCGACUCAAAUAAUAACCAAUCAUAGCUCUAUCAUGUAUGUGGAGCUCCUCUCAGACAGCAGCAGAGGAUCUGGAGGCUCCUACACUCUCAGUCCUGCUGCUCUUAAACACACAGGAGUUUAUGUGUGUAGAGGAGAGAGAGGAAAACCAGCCUUACACACACAGUACAGCAAUCUACAGACACUAUGGAUCACUGGUGAAUCUCCACCAGUCAACAUGAUCAUCAAUCCCAGCAGAACUCAACACUUUACUAAAAACUCUCUCUCACUGAGCUGUGAGGACCAGAGACACUCUACGGGAUGGACAGUGAGACGAUACACACACAGUGAGAGAGUGUCAGAUUGUUCACAGUGGGGAUCAGUCACAGGAUCUACAUGUAAAAUCAGCUCCCUGAACACAUCCCACACUGGAGUUUACUGGUGUGAGUCUGAAUCUGGAGAAAGCAGUAAUCCUGUCAACAUCACAGUGCAUGAUGGUGAUGUGAUCCUGGAGAGUCCUGUCCAUCCUGUGACUGAGGGACAUCCUCUGACUCUACGCUGUUUAUAUCGCUACACAAAUCCCUCAAACCUCCGAGCUGAUUUCUAUAAAAAUGAAUCAGUUGUCCAGAACCAGACUACAGGAGAGAUGAUCAUCCAUAAUGUCUCAAAGUCAGAUGAAGGUUUCUACCACUGUAAACACCCAGAGAGAGGAGAGUCACCGAAAAGCUGGGUCUCAGUCAGAGCCUCAGUCUCAGGUUCUAGAUCCAGUGGUGGAAAAGUAGGACUUGCUGUGGGUUUGGUAUUUUUGUUCAUCGCUUUACUGAUCUUAAUGAUCCUGCUGUGGUUCUACAAAAGAAGAAAAGACACUCAGCAGAAAAACAAUCAGACAUCAGAGCAGAAUCAGAGCCGGUCAGGAGCUGAAGACUCUCAGGCAGCGUAUACACCACUUCAGCCUGGAAGUGAAAACAUUUAUUCCACUGUGGAUCAGACAGGUGAAGCUGCAGCUGAGAGCAAUGAAGCCACUUACUCACUGGUCAUGAUGGGGAAGGAGACAAACACAAACAAGGGUCCUGAUGCUUAUGUGACUUAUGCUGAGAUCGAACUAGAACCUGUGAAAAAAUCAGAGAGAGCAAAAGAAAAGCCCAGGGUGGCUGAUGAUACUGUCUACUCAGUGCUGCAGUAGAACAAGGAGUGAGCCACAAGUCUGUGUAGACUGAUGGAGCUACUGAUAUAAACACAGAAGAAUUAGAUAACUCGUGUCAGUGUCCAAAUAAUUGUGGACCCAACAAUAGACAGUGUUUGCAGCCUUAUAUAUAUAUAUAUUAUAUAUUAUGUAUGUUUAUUUGUUUGCUUGUCUUCCAUAUAGAUUUUUCUGAUUUAUAAGCAUUUAUUUUGCUAAAUUAUAUUUUAUGUAUUUUAUAAAUUAUAUAAUUUUAAAGUGUUUGUUACUGAGGUGUAUUGAUGGUGUCCUCUUUAAGAUACAUUUAUUUUAGUAUAAAAUACACAGUGUAAUAUUGUACAGUGUACUGUAGGUUUGUAUUUCCUGUAAAGCUGACUACAGUUAGAGCGAUUGGUGAAAAGCCCAGUUAAAGCACGCUUUGUAUAUAUGCAAUAUAAGAAAAAGUGAAUUGACUGUUAUCUGAUAUAUUUUGGAGACAAAUAUUACUUUUUGAAUUAUGAGGAAUAGACUUACAAUCUUACAACUUUAAUUUUAUAAAUUCAUUAAAUUAUUAAACCUGGUAGCAAUAAUGUACCAUGUGAGGUAGAUGUAAUACACUGAGAAGAAUAUUGUGCCUUUGUCAACAUUGUGCUUUAUUUUAGGUUUGGAAUGUUUACUACAUGCCAGGGUAAUAAAACUCGCUUA